AAAUAGAAUUACACUCCGCCCCCCCCCCCCACUCUUUCUUAAUUCAACACAGUAUCGUAGGGUUCAUCCCGAAUCAACUCAGCUCCAAUGGGAAAGGGAACCGGGAGUUUUGGUAAAAGAAGGAACAAGACCCACACUCUCUGCGUUAGAUGUGGCCGCCGCAGCUUCCACCUCCAGAAGAGCCGUUGCUCCGCCUGUGCUUUCCCCGCCGCCCGUAAGAGGAAAUAUUACUGGAGUGUGAAGGCAAUCCGAAGAAAGACAACAGGAACCGGUAGGAUGAGGUAUCUAUGCCACGUUCCUCGCAGGUUCAAGACCGGUUUCAGAGAAGGUACUGAAGCAGCACCGAGGAAGAAGGUUGCCACAAAUUCCGCUUAAAAGGUGAUUUGUAUUGGUAUGGAGGUUUUGUUCCGGAUGAUGCCAUCUUUGUGAGGGAAGAAGUUAUAUGGGAAACAUUUAGUCUUGAGGAGUGACAUUAUCUUUAACAUUGAAUGCAUUAGGUUUGUUUUCUAGUUUAUAUUUUGAACAAUUAUUGAUGGAUCUAAUGUUUGACUUAAUUUCUUAUUUCUCUCAUUCUCUCUUUUUUGAA
Molecule: messenger RNA, 586 nt
Organism: Hibiscus syriacus
Lineage: Eukaryota; Viridiplantae; Streptophyta; Magnoliopsida; Malvales; Malvaceae
Product: 60S ribosomal protein L37-3-like
Exons: 4
Coding region: 88-375 (95 amino acids)
Biological process (GO): translation
Cellular component (GO): cytosolic large ribosomal subunit; ribosome
Molecular function (GO): structural constituent of ribosome; RNA binding
Source: RefSeq, a predicted model, not a curated record